AUGAUAAUGGGAAAAAACUUACGGUUGUUUGUGUUGAUGCUGCUCCUUACUCUCUUUGCUACAGAUGAGACUUUUAUGAAUCCAACAAAAGCAGUGGUUUGUGUAAUUGGUAUCCCGAACUUGUCGCUGACAACCAUUUCAAACAGAAGACAGGGUGUGAAUGACUUGACAACGGAUUUAAUGAACCCGAUGACGCAGGAGGCGCCACCAUCGUCUUCAGAGUCAAUUGAGGUCGACAGUGGGGGUAGGUUGCUGAUGUGUGUUUAAAAAUGGGUGUGUGUGUAUGUAUGCAUGUGUUUUGACUUGUAGUUGUAUGUGUAUUUUUUUUAGUUGUAGGUGUGUGUUUUUUUAAGAGUUGAGGUUUAUGUAUGUAUCUGUAAAGUGUUUGUUUAAGCUUCAAUGCGUUUCAAUAGGGA
Lactuca virosa is the source of this 416-nucleotide messenger RNA. Lineage: Eukaryota; Viridiplantae; Streptophyta; Magnoliopsida; Asterales; Asteraceae. The record is from the annotation of a GenBank genome assembly.